Molecule: messenger RNA, 645 nt
Organism: Penicillium malachiteum
Lineage: Eukaryota; Fungi; Ascomycota; Eurotiomycetes; Eurotiales; Aspergillaceae
Product: gluconokinase
Exons: 2
Coding region: 1-645 (214 amino acids)
Cellular component (GO): cytoplasm
Molecular function (GO): gluconokinase activity
Source: RefSeq, a predicted model, not a curated record
AUGCUCUCCGCCGGGGAACGUCCUCAACUACCGGUGCCGUCUGCCCUUGUAAACUCCUCAUCCACCGUACCUGUUAAUAGGGUGCACGCCAUGCCUGAUCUUGAGCCCAACGGUACUUCUGCUCCCGCCGGAAUCAUUCCUCAGAAGGGCAAUACAGUGGCAGAUAUCCAGCACAUCUGGGUGGUGACCGGCCCCGCUGGAUGUGGGAAAAGCACAGUCGGUCAAGUCCUGCGGAAUAAGCUAGAUGUUCCAUUUCUAGAAGGCGAUGAUGUAUGUGACCUCAGCCACCGAUGCUCUCUCCCCUCCGAAUCCAACAACUUUCAACCACCUGCCGGUGUUGUUGUCGCCUGUUCCGCUUUGAAGAAGAAAUACCGUGACGUUAUGCGCGUCGCUACAUACGGCGAGCCGUCUGUUCAGAUUCAUUUUGUCUAUUUGAAACUCACCGAGGCUGUUCUCAUGCAGCGCGUUACUCAACGCCAGGCGCACUAUAUGAAGAGCGACAUGGUUAAGUCUCAAUUAGCCGCGCUCGAGGAGCCCCGCGAGAAUGAGUGGGAUGCUAUCACGAUUAAUGUGGAGGGCGCGCAAGAGCAGGUGCAACAGAAUGUACUGGAUGCUGUUGCCAAGAAGCUUGCCGAGUACUCCUGA